ACACGCGGAGCUCAUCAUGGCGGUGGAUUUGACUCCUCGCUUCAGGAGGUUGAACAGCCAAACAAGAAGCCUGCGCGAAAAUAUACAGCACGUUUUCUCGGGGCCCUUUGGUGCCACUCAGCUAUGGCACAACAUCAUCCGGGCCCUGCAAACCCAGGUGGAGGUGCGUCGCUGCAGGCGGCACCUACGCGUCCAUGCCGAAUGUUUCACAGGCUCGGAUGCUGUGGACGCCGUCCUCAGCUAUCUGAUGCAGAAUGUGGUGUUUUGCUCGAGUGAAGUGUCUCGUCUCAAAGCUGCUCGGCUCUGCCAAGCUCUGAUGGAGGCGAAGGUGUUCGAGCCAGUGGGCACAAAGCUGUUUCGCAGAGACAAGGAAGUGACGUUUGAGGACAGCAGCUGCAGCCUCUACCGUUUCCUGGAAUAUAAAGUGGUACCCAGCUCUUCCAUGAAGGGAUGCAGUAGUGUCACAGAAAACAUGUCACCAGAGGAGCCGGAGACUAAGAGAAAGAAGAGCUCCAGAUACGAACUGAGAACAAUCUCCAAUCCUCUUGCUGUCGGACCAUCAGAUAAGAGGGUUGAGAGGCUGCUGAGGAACAUCAACCUGCAGCCCACCAUGUCACCGGGUUUAAAUACAGCUGCAACAUCUUCCGUCUUUCUGUCCAAGGCUGUGGUAGAGGAUGUUUGGAAGCAGCAGACACUGCUGCAACUGCUGCAGAUAGUGGAGUUGCCCAUGCUGGACUGCAUCCUGACCUCUCCUUCCAGCGUUGAGCCUCAGGCCUGCAGAGCUCUUCUUCCCACCCAGGACCUGGUUAUCUCCAACACGUGCCUGGAGAGAGAGAUGCCCGACGCCCUUAACCUGCCACAGUUGGAUGGGUGGCUGUCGGCAGCAGCAGACUGUCUGGAGCUCUUCCCCGACCAGCUGAUUGUGUUUGCAGGGGAGCAGCUCCGCCAACGCAGCGAUGCCUCUGCAGAGGAUGGAAAUGCAGAGCAGAUGUCCACCCAGAAGAGACUGCUCUUUGACACCAUUGCCAAGUACUACAGUGGACAGGAAAAAGCUCCACUUCUCUCCGGACGCUACCUGGAUAUACAUGUUGCAAUUCUGAAUCUCCUUGAUGGAGGGAAGGUGCAGGAUUCCAUCAAAGCAUCUCAGUUGUGUUUGCGACUUCUGGAGAGAAAUGUGAGAGAUGAACUGCGGAGAUUACUGGCCUUCAUGGCCACAGCAGCUCACCCAGAUGCCUGUCGUCUACAGAAACAAACUGAUAAUAAGGCCUGGGUCUGCCGCACUUUUCAGAGAGCAAUUGUCCAGAAUCACGAACUGACUCGAUCCCAGAGUGAAACCCUGGUUCUGUUUCUCAUGGACAGUCACACUGAGCUCUUCAAGACCCCUACGUCCCUUAUUGAAGCUGUGAGAAGAACACUGAGGACUAUGCAGCUGGGAAAAGACCCUGAUUCAAUUGCUACGUUCACCUUCUGCCAGCAGGCGACACCGCAGGAGUACGAGGACCAGCGUGAGGCUACCACCCUGGAGAGCCUCAAACAGCUUCUACGUGAUAUUUCCUCCAGUAAGAGCAUGUCUGCCAAGGACAAGAGGAGGCUGCUCAAAGAGUUCGAAAAGCAUCACCCUGUGGUUUUCCUCCAACAUUUCUGCGGCACCUUCUGAAGCGUACAGCUGGAGGGUAUCGGUUUGAUUUUCAAGGUGCACUUGACAAAGCCAAGUGUGUGAUGGUACAGCGCUUACACUGAGGAAUGAUAAUAUUUUAACUAGAUCUGAUAAAACAUGUUGGCCUUAUAAUUCUGGAUGCUUUAAAAACUGCCAUACUUUUAAAUCUAGUGUGUAGAGAUGGAUUGAUGCCUUAUAUAAAUGUUUCCGCAGCAUGUUGUGUGGCUGCGGCCUCCCUAAUUUCUUUUAAAACACAGUGGGCUUCAGUAGUUGAGGUUUUAUUUGUCGCUAUGCUUUAAGUAUUGCAAUGGGUGUUUUGUAAACAAUGAAGUUCUUAGAGUAAUACAUGUAUUUUUCAAAGAAACUGUAGUGGUGACAAGAGGGUCCGGUGGUUAGCACUGUUUCCGGUUUGAAUCCCAGCUUGGCCAGGCACCUCUCUGUGUGGGGUUUGCAUGUUUUCCCCAUGACUGUGUGGGUUUUCUGUGGGUAUUCCAGCUUCCUCCCACAGUCCAAUGACGUGCAGACUGGGGUUCUGUCAUUUGGAGACUCUAACUUGACCGUCGGUGGGAAUGUGAGAGUGACGGUUGUUUGUCUCUGGAUGUUGACACUACAAUAUGCCAGCUACCUGUCUGGGAUUGGCUUCAGCUCCCCCUGUGACCGUCAAAGUAUAUGUGGAGUAGAUAAUGGAUGAUUGUCACUGGUUUUGCACUAGUCCAUGAAGGAUAAAUGAUCAGCUCAUCUGAUAUAAUCAAUGUCUAAAUGUGGUAGUCUCUGAGCUGGGACAUCUCCAGCUGUGGGUAGCAAGGAAACUGCACUGGUUGGUGGAGGCAUACAAUUUAGUACUUUUCGUUAGUUGAGUAACAACAGUAACACUGAUUUUAGGUUGCAGAAAUUCAAGAUUUUAUGAAAUAUAAUUAAGUUAUAAGACAUAACAAAAGGGAUCACUGGAAAACGUUGUAUUGAGGCUGGGAAACAGCUAAUGUUCCAACUGUUGUGUAUCUUGCAGUUUUGGAAAAGCGAUUGUGCACUUUGAUAAGGAAUUCAUAUUCAUACAUAUCUAGUGAAGAAUAGCAAUAAUAUAGAAGCCAUUUUCUUUUGGUUUUGAAGUUUUACUGUAGCUUGCUAUUGUGCGUUUGGAGAAAAAAAACACUAAUGUAGCUGAAGUUUAACACAGGAUGUAAAUUGUUUUUGUCAGAGAUGAAGCACAAUGUUUUCCUCCUGAGAAUGAAUAUGAAAUGUGUUAAGCUAACAGUAGCUCAGGUUAAUAUGCUGUUUAUUAUUUUAAUGGUGAUUUUAGUCGCAGUAACUUGGUCAAAUAUGUUGGAGUUUUAACUUUGUAGGAUUUUACAUGAACGAUGAAUAUUAAAAGGCUAAUAAUCUAAUCUUUGGUGAAGCACAGUACCACGCUCAUUAAAACAAAAGUUGCUCUCAAAUCGUCAGACAGCAUCUUUUGUUGUGUGUGCCAACACUAAAAUCAUGUUAGAAUGCACUUUAUAAUGCGGAAACAUGCUUUAUUUUCUGUUCGAAUAAAAUGUGCAAU
Hippoglossus stenolepis (Pacific halibut) is the source of this 3197-nucleotide messenger RNA. It is a transcript of the gene depdc4, whose product is annotated as DEP domain containing 4. The coding region runs from base 17 to 1657 and encodes 546 amino acids. The record is from RefSeq and is a predicted model, not a curated record. The transcript is spliced from 9 exons. Gene Ontology annotation, biological process: intracellular signal transduction. NCBI's taxonomy places the organism in Eukaryota, Metazoa, Chordata, Actinopteri, Pleuronectiformes, Pleuronectidae.